GUCUCUCAUUGGUCGGUUCGCGCGUCACUCAGAGUCCGUCCCGCUGCACAUGUAGUGAAGGAAGCCACGUUGACAUCAAUUAGUGUUUUUUUUUUUUACACAGUUUGAUCAACUAAAACACCGAACCGGUUCUUCCGUUCCCCGUGAAUCUCGGCGGAGGUGUGUGGUCUUCAUCAGGAUGAGUGUGGGCUUCAUCGGAGCGGGUCAGCUGGCACAUGCCCUGGUCAAGGGCUUCACAGCAGCGGGUGUGAUCACUGCCAACAGAAUCACAGCAAGUUCACCAGACACAGAUCUGCAGACAGUCUCCGGCCUGCGGAAAAUGGGCGUCAAUUUCACUACGAGCAACAAGGAAGCGGCGCACAAGAGUGACGUUCUGUUCCUGGCCGUCAAACCACACAUCAUCCCGUUCGUUCUGGACGAGAUCGGUCCAGAUAUCGAGGAGCGUCAUCUGAUCGUGUCCUGCGCCGCUGGAGUCACCAUCAGCUCCAUCGAGAAGAAGCUGCUCCAGUACCGCGCGGCUCCUAAAGUGAUGCGGUGUAUGACGAACACGCCGGUGGUGGUGCGCGAGGGGGCCACGGUUUACGCCACAGGAAGUCACGCCGAGGUGGAGGACGGGAAGCUCCUGGAGCAGCUGAUGGCCAGCGUGGGCUUCUGCACCGAGGUGGAGGAGGAUCUGAUCGACGCCGUGACGGGUCUCAGCGGCAGCGGACCUGCUUACGCGUUCACGGCUCUGGAUGCUCUGGCUGACGGCGGGGUGAAGAUGGGGUUGCCACGGCGACUGGCGGUCAGACUGGGAGCUCAAGCUUUAUUGGGAGCAGCUAAGAUGCUUCUGGACUCGGAGCAGCACCCGGGACAGCUGAAGGACAACGUCUGCUCACCAGGGGGCGCUACCAUCCACGCCCUGCACUUCCUGGAGAGCGGAGGCUUCCGGAGUCUCCUCAUCAACGCUGUGGAGGCGUCCUGCAUCCGGACCAGAGAGCUGCAGUUUCUGGCCGAUCAGGAGAAGAUCUCGCCCGCCGCCAUCAAGAAGACGACGCUGGAUAAAGUGCUGCAGCAGCCGGGCGUCUCGUCCACAUCAGUCGCCACCAAGAGCAGAGUCAACCUGUUCAACAACAGGACUGGGGUCAAGAAGUGAACACACACACACACACAGGACAAUACAAGAGCUGUGCCGUCCAUCCACACACACACACACACAUUCAGACUGAAAUGCAUUAUGGGUCUCCUGUUACUCUGGUACAGUAUUACACCGGGAAACACAAGGCAUAAAUAUUAUUAACAUUAACUAUGUGCACCUUCAUAUCUAUAAAGUCCAUGACAAUUCAAAGGGAAUAAUGUAAAAGGUUUCUGUAGUAUUAAAAUAGACACAUGAUGGACGUUUUGCUUACAUGAACAGUCAGACUUGUUGAUUUUGCUUUGGUUAAUAAGAUAUCAGAACCCCCUCUAGCAAUGCCCUGGAUAACAACUUUUAUUUUGCUUUUUAAAUUGGAUUUACCUGUAAAACCUGUAACUUCUUUGUGAAGCAUUUUAUCAGGAUGUAUUUGUUGUUUGUUCUUUUUAAAAUUCUGGAGAAAAUCAUGAAUGUCAAACGGCCAAAGUGUUUUUUAAACCAAUUAUCAGGCGUGAAGCAUCUUUCUGUUUGUCUGUUCUGUGUAUUUCUAUCGCAGACUAUGAAAACUGCAUAAACGGUGCUGAAAGUUAAAGAAAAGCUGUUUUUGCUUAUGUUCGUGGUUUUAUUUCCGUCUGCUUCAUUGAUGAACUGUGUACAGACGUGUAAUUAAAGAAAGCGCAAACUAUGAAUAA
Molecule: messenger RNA, 1803 nt
Organism: Carassius gibelio (silver crucian carp)
Lineage: Eukaryota; Metazoa; Chordata; Actinopteri; Cypriniformes; Cyprinidae
Product: pyrroline-5-carboxylate reductase 2
Exons: 8
Coding region: 179-1135 (318 amino acids)
Biological process (GO): L-proline biosynthetic process
Molecular function (GO): pyrroline-5-carboxylate reductase activity
Source: RefSeq, a predicted model, not a curated record